Esox lucius (northern pike) is the source of this 2104-nucleotide messenger RNA. RefSeq names its product ubiquitin specific peptidase 18 (gene usp18). The transcript has 11 exons. Gene Ontology annotation, cellular component: nucleus; cytosol. Gene Ontology annotation, biological process: protein deubiquitination. The record is from RefSeq and is a predicted model, not a curated record. Gene Ontology annotation, molecular function: cysteine-type deubiquitinase activity; cysteine-type endopeptidase activity. NCBI's taxonomy places the organism in Eukaryota, Metazoa, Chordata, Actinopteri, Esociformes, Esocidae. Bases 511 to 1545 code for a protein of 344 amino acids.
AUAUGUAUAUGAAACAUGACCGAUGGUAGAUGCAAGUGUUUUAUCACAAGUUAAUUUGUGCGCACUGCACUCUACCACAACCACUGUAUCCGAGAUCAUGACACAAAUAAGAAUGCCAAAAUGAACAUUUGAACGAUUUAUUUACGUUUGCGGCAUUUUCAACAGGAAUCGAUCGUCACAUACACGAUCAUUCCUGCCCAAGGAUUCUACGUCGUAUCUGGAAAUAUCACCAUCCGGACACCACUUACCGCAACACCGGCCCUACAUUUAUUUUAUGUGAAUGAUUUUCCUAUUUUGCCAAUGACUGCGUUUGGUGGGGACAUAUCAAAUUCAUUUGAGGACAGUGAAAAUUUGAGGACUGUGCAGAAACAUAAAAAUACAUUCAGCCUAAAAAAUAUUUGCGUCGCUUACUUAGUUUCAUUUUUACAUAAGGCUUGACAGAAAUCGAAAGUGAAAGUGAAGUUGCCAUAAAGUCAUUCGUGUCAGGUUUCGGUAGCUUGUGGAUAUUCAAUGAAAUCGAUGAAGAGAGCACUGAUGGAAGGAAGCAGUUUGUCAAGGAUCCGCUGCUGUAUUUUGCGUUUCAGGAGUGGGACACAAGGCCUGGUUGGAUUAAGGAAUUAUGGCCUGUCUUGCUGUGUGAAUGCACUGCUACAGUCCUUCUCCGCUACCUGGGAAAUGGUAGACCUACUAGACAGGUGGAAUCCAGUUGACAAGGAAAAUGGAAGUGUCCCUCUGCAGCUGAGAAAGACAUUAGUGACCAUGCGAGACUUUAGUGGCCAUGGAACUCACCAUUGGGACUUCCUGCACUGCCUGAACAGGCAUGAGAUCAGCCUCCAUAUUCAGCAGGAUGCAGUUGAGGUAUUCCUCUCUAUUCUUAACUUCAUCCAACAACAGAUGCACGACAAGACUUUGGCCCAAAAGAUACAGUGCCUGUAUAAGGUUGAUGUGGAGACGUACCUCCAGUGUACAAAAUGUAGCAACAUUUACUCUGGGACCAGCUUUUUUCUCUGCCUCCCUCUAACCAUAAGAGAGACACAGAACUCUUUGGAGGACUGUGUAAGGUUAUUUUUUGAGCUGCAGGAGUUGAGGGGCAAGGAUGAAUGCUACUGUGAGAGGUGUGGAGAGAAAACGCCAUCCAAACAUGGCUUUAAACUCAUCUCCCUGCCACCGGUCCUAUGUCUUCACCUGAAAAGAGUCCGUAACUCCGGAGGUUUUACAAAGAAACUACACAGCCAAGUAUCUUUCCCAGAAACCCUGAACAUUUCAGGCAUUCUGACAGCAGAGGUACUCUCAAAAAGUUAUGUACACCAGAGUGACAGCCAGUACAAUUUGUAUGCAGUCAUAGUGCACUCUGGUUGUGCCCUAUGUGGACACUACACAGCCUACAUCCGUCAGAAGGAUACGAGCUGGUACUACGCAAAUGAUGAUUAUAUAAAACAGGUUAGCUGGGCGGAAGUGCAGAAUGCUUAUGGAGGAAGUCAAAGAGAUGGCACGGCGUAUAUGUUGCUCUACAGACGUACCCUGAAGGACUGCUCCUCAGGCUAAUAGAGCUGAACGAAUGAAGAGUAGAGACUGGAUGCCGUAGUCAAGGAUCCAGCACAGUGGACACGGACUGCUGUGUGAAUGAACUGUUGGAGGGGUUAUCUUCAUGUAGCAAAUUCAGUUAUAUGUAUGGUUUUAACUGUUUAAUUAUGGGAUAUGGGUUAUAUAUUUAUUGAGUAUUUAUGAUGUGGUCUGUAUGUAUUUCUGAGAUCUAUUUUAUCUUGCGUAGUUUAAAUUGCAAUUCAUAAGACGUUGCUGAGAUUAGCCAAAAGGGGGAGACAAAGACACAUCCCUCUGUCUCUACCACGUAUUUUGCAGGAUUAGUUAAAGUUACAGUUUCCUUAGCCUUAAAUAGUUAUAGCAUUGUACUUCAUGGGUUAGGUACCUAUCUAACCCUUUGCCUUUUCUUUCUGUAGCAUGCUUUGUUGUAAAAAAAAAUUGUCACUGAGGACUAUUUGUUCCAUUGCGUCAAAACAAUUUUCAUGCUAUUACUGUAACCUGUGGUUAUUUGAUUCAGUUGUUCAGGACACUAAAUUACAAAAAUAAAAAUAUUAUGGGUAAA